AUGACGGCAUUUAUAGGCAAUGGGUUGUAUAUUCUUCCAAAUGGCCUUUUGGAUAAUUUACCUCGUCUUGUUGGCGCGGACUUUUCUGACAAUAACUUAAUCAAUUCUUGGGAUUUGGAAAUCCAAAGAAGCAAAGAAAUUCAGGCAAUAUCGUUUCAUAGCAAUAAAAUGCUAGAAAUUAAGCCUCUUAAAAACUUGAACGACCUCGUAUCGCUAAUGCUCCAGAACAACCACAUUUCGAUUAUCAAGUCUAAUACAUUUGUGAACCUCGCAUCACUUUUGAUUAAUAACCUGUCGGAGAACAGAAUAAAUACUGUUGAAUGGAAUUCGUUUGUGAACGUACCUAAGUUAAAACAUUUAUUUCUAAGUAAUAACCGAAUAGUGCAGAUGAAUGGUAUUUUCAGCGCCAACAUGAGCCUUACUUCUUUGUAAGUUAAGUAUUUAUUGCUUAACAUUAUUCUACACCUUGACUUUC
Molecule: messenger RNA, 475 nt
Organism: Actinia tenebrosa (Australian red waratah sea anemone)
Lineage: Eukaryota; Metazoa; Cnidaria; Anthozoa; Actiniaria; Actiniidae
Source: RefSeq, a predicted model, not a curated record